UCACACUCAGAGCCCGCCUCCUAAUCCUCGGGCGGAGCGGCUCGGGGGCCCCAUUUUAUGGCAAUAAAGCGACUUAGCGCCUGCUGAGCGAGCCCCUCCCCGCCGCCGCCCCCGCCCUCGGCCCCACCCCGGGGCUCGCCCGCAGCGGCGGGGCUUUGUUUCGGGGGAGGAGGACCCGGAGCUCUUUUGUUUGGGGGUUUGGUGUUUUCACCUCCCCCCCACCCCGCUCCCCCAACCCUCCCCCCCUCCGCGCUUCUCCGGUUUCCUGAGCUGCGGGCUGCAAGGGAGGAGAAGCGGCGUCUUGCAACCCCCUCGGCUGGGCCCCGGGGUAAUUCGAUGCGGGCCUGGCGAGGCUCCCCCCGCUAGACCCGGGCUCGCGUCUCGGCAGCCUCCACCCACCGGCCCACCCUACAUUUAGCGCAUCAUGUGAUCCGGAGUCGAGUGGAGCUGACAGCCUCCCAGAUCCUGGAAGGUUUUGUCGGGAUCAAUGUGACUCUGGAAACAAAUGGAUGAAUGAAUAUCCAUAUGAAGAGGAAAACAAAGUUCAACCUCCAGAGCUAAGGAAGAAAGAAACUUGCCUUGUAUUUCCUUCCACGAUUGCAAGUGUGAUGAGUUAUUCCGGCCCCGUAUAAAUUAAUAAUAUCAACACCUUUGAGAACAGAAUGUUAAUGCUUGAUGGGAUGCCGGCAGUCAGAGUCAAAACAGAGCUUUUGGAAUCUGAACAAGGGUCUCCAAACGUCCACAACUACCCCGAUAUGGAAGCUGUUCCCCUGUUGCUAAAUAAUGUGAAAGGGGAACCCCCGGAGGACCCGUUAUGCGUAGAUCACUUCCAGACACAAACUGAGCCAGUGGACUUGUCCAUCAACAAAGCCAGGACGUCCCCCACAGCCGUUUCCUCCUCCCCCGUUUCCAUGACAGCGUCCGCCUCCUCCCCGUCUUCAACUUCAACCUCUUCGUCGUCUUCUAGUCGUCCAGCCUCAUCCCCAACUGUUAUAACAUCAGUAUCUUCAGCAUCAUCUUCGUCAACGGUAUUAACUCCAGGGCCCCUUGUUGCCUCCGCCUCUGGUGUGGGAGGCCAGCAGUUUUUGCACAUUAUCCAUCCCGUUCCGCCUUCAAGUCCCAUGAAUUUACAGUCUAACAAACUGAGUCACGUUCACCGCAUCCCCGUGGUGGUCCAGUCGGUGCCUGUUGUCUACACAGCUGUGCGGUCACCUGGAAAUGUGAACAACACUAUCGUCGUACCACUUUUGGAGGAUGGGAGAAGCCAUGGCAAAGCACAAAUGGACCCCCGAGGCCUAUCUCCCAGACAAAGUAAAAGUGACAGUGAUGAUGAUGACCUGCCAAAUGUGACCUUAGAUAGCGUUAAUGAAACUGGAUCUACGGCCCUUUCCAUAGCCAGAGCAGUACAAGAGGUACAUCCGUCCCCAGUAUCAAGGGUCCGGGGAAAUCGAAUGAAUAAUCAGAAGUUUGCUUGUUCAAUCUCACCAUUUAGUAUUGAGAGCACAAGACGCCAGAGAAGGUCUGAAUCCCCAGACUCCAGAAAACGGCGUAUCCACAGAUGUGAUUUUGAGGGAUGCAACAAAGUGUACACAAAAAGUUCUCACCUGAAGGCUCAUCGAAGGACACAUACAGGAGAGAAGCCCUACAAGUGUACCUGGGAAGGCUGCACCUGGAAAUUCGCUCGUUCGGAUGAACUGACGAGGCAUUACCGCAAACACACGGGAGUGAAGCCAUUCAAGUGCGCAGACUGUGAUCGCAGCUUUUCCCGGUCAGAUCACUUGGCACUGCACCGCCGGAGGCAUAUGCUGGUGUGAGGAAGGCUACCUGUCCAGCUAAGCGUAAGAGCUGGAUCUCUUAGCGGCACCCAAUUCAGCAGGGCUGAAUCCCCUUCACAGUGUUAACACAAAAGGGCAUCACCAUCCCACGAUGUCUGAAAGCAGAGCAGGAAAAAAGAAGUAGUAACACUUCUCCUUUCGGUCUGAAGGUAACCCCCAUCAUGACUACACGAGAAACAACUUCACGCUGGCCUGGGAGAUCGGUGACACAAAUGCUGAAGAGACAGGCAUUGUUUUCCGUGCUGUGUCCUCUGCCAUUUCGAGAUGUUUGUAGUUUGUACAUUUUCUGAGCUGUCAGACGUUUUGUUAUUGAUACUUUAAAGGUCAUCUACCACAAAUUGAUGGCUAGAGCAAGACCUUGUAAAUUUGAAUUAUUCUCCCAUCAUCCCACCCCUGAGCCCGUUUUUACAAAAGUUUGAGUUACUGUCUAAGUAAGAUAGAACCCACUUCCAAUCUGUUACCAGCAAGCAGCCUGAAAGUAGAAAAGAAGAAGCUGUUGGAGAGGUUCCAUUACCUGAAAAGAAAGGAGUGCUCAGGCAGCCCUUUGCAAUAGUGAUGGCCGCCACUAGAUAUCACCCGCAACUUGUCAUUCUGCCAUCCAUGCCCUGGAGAAAACCAACAUUGAUUCUUUCAUUUGUUUGUUGUUGAUCGUUUUUGUUUUGUUCUGCUUCUGUUUUGUUCAUCUGUUCGAGCAGAGGGGCAGCGACAUUUCAGUUGGAGUCUAGUCCCGGUGUCUGCCCCGGCAUGGACGGGCACAGAGCCGUUCUGUAGUUGAAUAGGAAGAGCCUGUCUAAAAAAACUACUGCCCCACUUCAAAUUCAGUGUUCUGUCACCUAGGCAUCAACUCUUCCUGCCCCUAGUAUUUGAUUACAAGGAAUCGGGGGGAGGGGGGGAAACUUUCUUAGACACACUGGCACCAAGGUAAGAGGUGGGGCUGACCAGGCAAAGUCAGUGAACAUGAAAAAAUCAGACAAAGCAGAGAUGGAAAUAAUGCGCCUCUUGAGGAGAAAAGCAAUAACGAAUAAAAGGACUUGCCUACAAUAACUUCACUGAGGACUCAUGUUACCAAUUUUCAUACUUACUAAAGGGAUUGGAAAAAACACCCCAGCAUUUUAGACGUCUUGGUUACAUUUGCAGCACUGAGGUAAUCUUUCUGCUGUUUGUUGUUCUGCUUGGUUGAGGACCACAAUUAAAGAUUAUGCUCCCCCUU
Molecule: messenger RNA, 3045 nt
Organism: Balaenoptera ricei (Rice's whale)
Lineage: Eukaryota; Metazoa; Chordata; Mammalia; Artiodactyla; Balaenopteridae
Gene: KLF12
Product: KLF transcription factor 12
Exons: 10
Coding region: 663-1814 (383 amino acids)
Biological process (GO): regulation of transcription by RNA polymerase II
Molecular function (GO): DNA-binding transcription factor activity, RNA polymerase II-specific; RNA polymerase II cis-regulatory region sequence-specific DNA binding
Source: RefSeq, a predicted model, not a curated record